GUGCUCCGUGGAUAACCGGGUGACCCGAGUGGCCUGGCUCAACCGCAGCAGCAUCCUCUACGCUGGCAACGACAAGUGGUGCUUGGACCCGCGCGUGGUGCUCCUGGCCAACACCAAAACGCAGUACAGCAUCCAGAUCCAGGACGUGGACGUGUACGACGAGGGGCCCUACACGUGCUCCGUGCAGACAGACAAUCACCCCAAGACCUCGCGCGUCCACCUCAUCGUGCAAGUGUCUCCGAAAAUCACCGAGAUCUCCUCCGACGUCUCCAUCAACGAGGGCGGCAACGUCAGCCUCACCUGCAUAGCCACGGGCAGGCCAGACCCCACCAUCACCUGGAGACACAUCUCGCCCAAAGCCGUGGGCUUCGUGAGCGAGGACGAGUACCUGGAGAUCACGGGCAUCACGCGGGAGCAGUCCGGGGAGUACGAGUGCAGCGCCUCCAACGACGUGGCGGCCCCCGUCGCGCCGCGGGGCAAAGUCCCCGUCANNNACCCGCCGUACAUCUCGGACGCCAAGAGCACCGCGGUGCCCGUGGGCCAGAAGGGCGUCCUGCAGUGCGAGGCCUCCGCCGUGCCCUCGGCCGAGUUCCAGUGGUUCAAGGACGACAAGCGGCUGGCCCAGGGCCAGAAAGGGCUCAAGGUGGAGAACGAAGCCUUCUUCUCCCGCCUCACCUUCUUCAAUGUCUCCGAGCAGGACUACGGCAACUACACCUGCGUGGCCUCCAACCAGCUAGGGAACACCAAUGCCAGCAUGAUCCUCUACGGUGAGCGCGCGCGGCGCCCCGGCCCCGGGCGCGAGCAGAAGAGCCCCCUCCUCAUUAGGGAUGGUGUCUGCGAGUCGAGGGCUUUGCGAGAGCUGUCGGUUCUCCCCUUUCUAAUCCGUUGA
Messenger RNA from Tinamus guttatus (white-throated tinamou), 889 nucleotides. NCBI's taxonomy places the organism in Eukaryota, Metazoa, Chordata, Aves, Tinamiformes, Tinamidae. The record is from RefSeq and is a predicted model, not a curated record.